Messenger RNA from Haemonchus placei, 435 nucleotides. The record is from the annotation of a GenBank genome assembly. Lineage: Eukaryota; Metazoa; Nematoda; Chromadorea; Rhabditida; Trichostrongylidae.
ACAUCUGUAGACUGGGUUUACGCUAUUGGAGAUGUCGUCGCGGCUCCGUUGCCGUUGUGGGACAUUGAUUCAGUCAACAUUCAACAUUUCCAAACCGCGCAAACCCAUGGGCAACUACUGGGAUACUCAAUCGUAGGCCGUCCAUUCCCGCAUGAAGUUAUACCCUUCUUCUGGACAACGUUUUUCUCUGAAAUUGGAUUGCGAUAUGCAGGAUGCUCUGAAGGAGCGCAGCACACCAUCGUCCACGGUAGCCUUGCCGAGCUCAAUUUUGCAAAAUAUUACUUGAAGGACGACGUCGUUGUAGCGGUUGCCAGUGCAGGUCCCAUACCAACUGCUAUACAAUUUGUGGAAUUAUUCAAAAGAAAAAUCACUGUUACUCGUGAAGAUGUGGAAAAGAACACGAGCAACGACUGGAUGACGCUUAUUGACGAGUAA